Molecule: messenger RNA, 545 nt
Organism: Apaloderma vittatum (bar-tailed trogon)
Lineage: Eukaryota; Metazoa; Chordata; Aves; Trogoniformes; Trogonidae
Product: protein scribble homolog
Exons: 5
Coding region: 33-461 (142 amino acids)
Source: RefSeq, a predicted model, not a curated record
AAUCACUUGAACAGGAUGCCCUCAAAGCCCAGAUGGUUAUUGCCAAGUCCAAGGAGGGGAAAAAGCGCAGCACACUGGAGCAGCUGGCAGAGUCGCCUUCGCCUGUUCCUACCCCGUCACCGACACCACUGGAAGAUUGCAGUCCCAGAAACGUCACUUCACCAGGAAGGCUGUCCAUGUCUGAAAAGAAGUUUGACUACCGGGAAUUUGCUGCUAUUCCUUCCUCCAAACCUGUUUACGAAAUCCAGUCCCCUGAUGCAGCCGAUGACCCAAGAUACGUAGACGACAGAAAUAACUCAGUUCCCCAGGAGCAGGAUGGGCAGCCAGAGGAAGAGGAAAUGUUAGUAACACGUCACUCAUCAACACCUACUUCAUCAGCACUUGAAGAAAUGGCCCUGUACAGCAGCAAACGCAAGCUCCGACACAGCCGGCGCAGCUUGGAGGCUGCUGUCCCGACGUAGAAGAUCGGACGCACGCGGGCGAUGGAGAAGCCCAGCACGGGGCUUUUGAGCUUCUGUGCUCCGGGGACAGCGCCGGACUGCCCA